CACUAAUACAUAGGAAGAAGUAGAAAUGUGUGUGUGUGUGUGAGUAAGCACCUUUGUUGCAAGGAUAUUUACACACACACACACUCACAUACAGUUACUUAAAUGAAUAGGUGUGUAGGUAGGGUAGGGUAAAGGAGAGAAGAGACAAUAAGAAUUGUAGUUGUUGUUAUUUUAAGUGGUGUUUUGAAUAUUUUUGGUGUUUGUGAGAGAAUGUGUGGAAAAUAAAAUAUAAUGUUUUUACUCUAACGCUGCUGCUAAAGUAUUCGUUUCGUAUGCAAUUGUUGUUGUUUCAAACUAAGGUGGCAGCAACCUUUUGCGGCAGCAGCAUUAUACAAUACAUUUAGAGGUAUAUGUCGGCCUGUCUGCCUCGCUGUAUGUAUGAUUAAAGGUAUUCAAUUUUUAUUGUACUCACAUAACUCGUGUUGCAACAACCAUCAGUCAGUCAUUCAGUUACUGAAGUCAUUUCCGUUGGUAGGACGUUUGUUGCAAGAGACGCCCCAUGACAUUUCAUUACGAGACAUCGGGCACGCGACACACAUUGCAGCAUACAACCAGACAGCUGGUUCUUACCAAAAAAUAAAAAAAAAAACACUGCGACUACAUUUUCCAAUUAAAAUUUGUGUAAAAGAAAAUUCCUGUAACAUUACAUUGACUGCAGCAAUUCAGUUGACAUUUAGAACUCCAACAAACAACAACGAUAAGCGGGAAAAGGAAUACGGAAGUUUAAAUUAAAAAAAAUAAAUCCAAUUAAAUUAAUUUCGUUUUUAAAAUAAAGCUUUUCUCGAAAAGCUUUAGUUAAACCAAUGGCCACCUUAAGUGUUUUGAAUUACAACAAUCUAUCAUCGGGAUUAAAUAUGAAAGUGAACAACCAAAACUCCAGCUCAAGUGGAGCAAUUAAUGGCAAUAAUGCCUUGAAUAAAACGUUUAACAAGAUAACCGUGCAAAAUGUUUUAAGUGAAAAUAAUGGCAAUUCUUUGAAUAUAACCAAUGGCAACCCGAAUGCCAUUGUCAGGAAAAUUAAGGAUUUUGGCAUGAUAGGCUCAGUGAAUAAUGCCUCUGGAGCGGCCAGUUUAAAUAUGAAUCCACGCAAGAGACCUUUAACGGAAAGUAAACAAAACCAAAAACCCACCGAGAGCAAACCAACAGCCUCGGCUAGUAAAAAGCCUAAGUUAACCAAGGAGGAAAGAGCAGCCAUACGUUUGGCCAAGAAAGCGGCAAAGGAGAACUCUAGCUUAACGAAAGGGAAUACUAAAGAUCAGCCCAUGGCUUUGAUACAACAAGUCAAAAUACCCGGCACCCCAGGACGCAAAGGUUUGCCCUUGCCCCAGGCGGUAGCUAGACGCAAUGCCCGUGAGCGCAAUCGUGUUAAACAGGUCAAUAAUGGUUUUGCCGCUUUAAGAGAGCACAUACCCGAAGAGGUGGCUGAGGUAUUUGAAAAUCAAGGCACUAAUAGGGGCUCAUGCAAAAAGUUUAGCAAAGUUGAGACCUUAAGAAUGGCAGUGGAAUAUAUAAGAUCUUUGGAGCGUUUGCUGGGUUUUGACUUUCCUGCAGGCUCUGGACAACUUAACUCUUCCAGUGGUGAAGAAAGUUUUAGUUUAAUAAAAGAUGAAUUUGAUGCUUAUUCUCCCAGCAUGGAAGAACAAUUCGAUGACUCUUUAAGUCACUAUGACAAUGAAGAGUUUUUCUCUUCAAACACCAGUCAACAGCAAACACAAUUGCCCUCCUCAUCUCCACAACCUUCAGCACAAAUGGAUAUGUUACCCAAUAUAACAACACUUAAUGGUCUACAAUAUAUAAGAAUUCCAGGGACAAAUACCUAUCAACUCUUGACCCCAGACAUAUUCGUGGGUACGGCCACCUCGCCACCAUCCUCAACUAUUGAUGAAGAACAUUUUAAUGCAUUAAUUGACACUAAUUGUGUAAGUCCUUCAUCAUCGUCAACGCCAGGCAUAAUGCAGCAACAACAACAGACAACUACAGCUGAUCAAAAAUCGCCUUCACCACCAUCAAUUAAUUCCACUGAGGUAAUAAGAAGGGUACAAGAAACAACAGCACCUGUCUUAACAACAACAACUACAACAACAGUAACUAAUGGAGAAAACAUAAACGAAGGGACUGCUACAUUAUCUUCAUCAUCAUCUUCUUCUUCAUCAUCAACAGUAACUGCUACAAUAUCAUCAUCAACUUCGUUAUUAUUAUCGCCCGUGCCACAAAACCAACAACAGCAAAUAAUACCACUGUUAACGGCAACAUCAUCCCCCAGUACAAGUCCAGUAUUACAUCAACAUCAACUACAUACAUUAUCACCUGCCACAACUAAUGAUCAACAUCAUCAACAACAGCUACAACAGGCCAUAAGACAAACGUGUGCCGCUAAUCAACUACAACAACAGCAGCAACAGCAAUUUCUACUACCAAACUCAAAUGACCAGCAAAUAGGGACGUUGCACAUGAUUAAACAAGAGUAUCCUGAAGAACCCUCUUCUAACAUUUAUCAACAAACAUCACCUUCACAACAACAGCAACAACAUUUACAAGUUUAUCAUCACUCUACCAUGUCUCCACCUUUAGAACGCCAAACACCCACAACAUCUACUGCCUCCUCUUCCUCUCAUAUGUUGCAACAAUUUUUCCCUCAUGAUCAAAAUUCUUCUUCAUUUUAUGAGGGAAUUGUUACCAUGAAAAAGGAAUUUAAUGAAGUACUCUUAGAUGCCUCUCACAACACCAAUGUUUUGUCUGACGAAAGUAUGAUUGAGGCAAUUGAUUGGUGGGAUGCUCAUACUCCCAAAUCGGAUGGUGGUUCAUUAAUGAUGUAAAUGGAAGAAAGUUAUAAGGAAAUAUCUAACUGUUUCCUACUUAGUACUGAGGCAAAAGUUACAAAAGGGUAAAAUAAGGUACCUUUACUUUGAAAGGUACUUUUUAUUACACUAACUGCUGUAAAUAUUCUCUUAAGAAAAUAUGUGGUACGAAGAGUUUAUAUUUAAUCCACUUUAUCACAGGAAAGAUAUUUUAAAGAGCAGAUCAAAACUUUCAAGUAUCUUAAAUAUCUGAUGGAGACUUUUUAUGCAAUGAAAGAAAAAGUACCCUUGUCAAAUCUUGGUACUUUUAUGUCUAAUACAAAUGAUA
This is a messenger RNA of Lucilia sericata (common green bottle fly), 3126 nucleotides long. It is a transcript of the gene ase, whose product is annotated as achaete-scute complex protein T8. Gene Ontology annotation, biological process: regulation of transcription by RNA polymerase II; developmental process. The transcript has a single exon. The record is from RefSeq and is a predicted model, not a curated record. Gene Ontology annotation, molecular function: protein dimerization activity; DNA-binding transcription factor activity, RNA polymerase II-specific; RNA polymerase II transcription regulatory region sequence-specific DNA binding. Bases 804 to 2816 code for a protein of 670 amino acids. NCBI's taxonomy places the organism in Eukaryota, Metazoa, Arthropoda, Insecta, Diptera, Calliphoridae.